Messenger RNA from Nelumbo nucifera (sacred lotus), 2361 nucleotides. RefSeq names its product Ribosomal L18p/L5e family protein. Lineage: Eukaryota; Viridiplantae; Streptophyta; Magnoliopsida; Proteales; Nelumbonaceae. Gene Ontology annotation, cellular component: ribosome. The record is from RefSeq and is a predicted model, not a curated record. Gene Ontology annotation, molecular function: structural constituent of ribosome; 5S rRNA binding. Gene Ontology annotation, biological process: translation.
AGUGGGUGCGUUACGCAGCCGCGCGGUGAGCACAGAGCUAACUAUUCUUUCGCCUUUUACUAAAGAAUACCGUGUGCUCGCCGCUGAAAGCGGCAUACGCCAAUUUUUAGAGGGCUUUUUCCGUCAUCAGGAGAUGUCCAACCAAUUUUAAUUCCUAAAGAAUUCAUGCGAUGUAUUUGUCAAGACAUCUUUUCUGUUCUGAGUCCUAAGAACUAUCAACGAAUUACAGGCCUACGGAUUCCUGUUUUUGUGUUUUCACUUGUUCUUCUACAAUUUUUAGAGGGCUUUUUCCGUCAUCAGGAGAUGCCCAACCAAUUUUAAUUCCUGAAGAAUUCAUGCGAUGUAUUUGUCAAGACAUCUUUUCUGUUCUGAGUCCUAAGAACUAUCAACGAAUUACAGGCCUACGGAUUCCUGUUUUUGUGUUUUCACUUGUUCUUCUACUCGCUGCCUUCUUAAUUCUUAAAUCUAACCAACCGUGGGAAAUUAGUUGGCACUGUAAGAACUGUUUGGAUGGUUAGUACAUCGUCUUCUUUUUAGGACCUAACUACUGUGAGAAUUUAGUGCCUUGUAAAUGGUGGUCUGGUCAAGAGCUUCGUCUUGUUUGUGUUCUAGGCUUCCAGCGUUGGGAAGGUAAAAGGCUACUCGUUCGCUUUCCAAUUUAAAAGGGCGAAGCAGAUGUACGGAAAAAAAGAUCAUUAGAGCUACGAAUUUUUGACUGCCAAGUGUUCGAUGAUUCGUUUCUUAGCCUUACAUUUGAGAACUUGGGUAUUUCAAUUUGUUCAAUAUCUGAUGCACCAUUCAUUGGUUUUCCAAAUUCAGCAGCUAGAAUUGUGAUUCAAUCCAACAACGUAGAAAAUACAGUUGAAUGGCGGUAAUGUUCUUAAGAAGAAGCUGUACAUUAUCAGGGAAUUUUACUGCUCUUUCGAGGGGGUGUACGUUCUGCUCGUGGGCGUCCAGGGUUCUAGAUAAUGAGUGUGGUGAUAAGCAAUCAAUGUCAAAUGACAACCGUGGAAAUAGUCUCGCCGUUGGUUCUCCAACUUAUUUGAGCCAGGUUCAUCAUCUCUCUUCCUUGCUUUCCUCUGAUAGAGUUCAACUGGAGGAUGUUAAAAUCGACCUUGUAGACAUUGAAAGUUGGCAGGUUUCUUCUGGAUUAUCUCAAGCAUGGAGAGGAACGUAUGAAACAACAGCAACACAAUCGUCCUCGACAGAAAAUCUAGAUGGGCUGCUGCAUGUCUCCCAUGUAGUUGAGGAUGAGGGCCAUGAGGCCGAUUUUGAUGAGAUUGAGGACAUGAGAAUUAGGGGCAACCUCUUUUAUAAACUGGAUAGGGAUUCUAAGGAGUUUGAAGAGUACAAUAUCAGCUGGCGGAAGAAGUCCUCAAAGAAGAGUGGGGAGAAGAAUAGAAAAGAGAAGCCAAGCAAAAACAAGGAGAACCCAAAUUGUAGGUCGGCCUCUGGUGUUGAAAAACUUCCAGAGCUUGUGAAGAACAAACCAAGUGCUCCUCCUCUCGAGGCAAUAGAAGGUUCUUGUACUGCUAAGAAGGUAAGGACUCCGACAUUUAAUCAACUCACUGGCCCUUACCAUGAGCCAUUUUGCUUGGACGUUUACAUAUCAAAGAGCUCUGUUCGUGCCUGUAUUGUGCACCGGGUGACUAGCAAGGUUGUUGCAGUGGCACACUCAAUUUCCAAGGACAUGAAAUUUGACUUGGUGUCAACCAAAGAUUCUACGGCUUGUUCUACUGUAGGAAAAAUUCUUGCUCAAAGGGCGUUAGCUGAUGAUAUCCAUGAUGUUGUUUACACACCAAGAAAAGGGGAGAAAUUGGAGGGGAAGCUUCACAUUGUUCUUAAGUCUAUUAUUGAUCAUGGCAUCAAUGUGAAGGUGAAGAUUAAGCAGAAAGGAGCUAAGAAAGUAGGCCAAUCCUCAAAUGGUUCCAUUCGAUUUUGAUGUGAUCCAAUUGCUCUGGAUUUCUCUCUAUUUCAACUGUGUUAUAUGGCAUUGCUAUUAUCUGUUCGAUGAUCGUGGAGUGAUCUCUUCCUUAUCCAGAAUUUAAAGAUGGCAAUAGAGAAGAUCUUGGGGACAGACUUGGUCUACUGUAGGAUUAGUUUCUGGGAGCAAUUGAUUUGUUAUGUUGCUUUCAUUGUUUGAAUGUAUGUUCGUUUUUUGUGGGGUGAAAUCUCUGUCUAUGCAUUAUAAUCUUUUUCUUUAAUGAAAUUUUACUUAAUAGCAUGAUUUGGUCAUGCGAUUCUCCAUUUUAAUUCCCAGUUUGCAUGGUUCUUUUGCAGAAUGACCACUAUACUUGUAUCUCUGGAACAAAUUUAACUUCUUUGUAAAUGAGAUAAUACGGUGUUUCUUGUGUAUACUCA